AACAAACUUUACACCAAUUGAUAAUUUUAUGUUUCUUAAGACCACAGAUUACUCAACAGACCUCAGGAUGUCCAAACCAACACCGUUCAAAUAAAGACAUGUGGAGGCAAAUGGUCGCGGCUCUGCGGGCAAGAGUGACCGUUAAAAAACGCCGGCAGAAUCUGAAGACUCACGAAAACUGCUUCCUGGGCUGUGAAGCUGUGGAUGUUUUGCAGGUUUAUCUCACUCAAAAUAAGGUUUUUGGAGAUGUUUUGGUGUCCAGAGCCGUGGCUGUGCGUCUCUGUCAGGUUCUGAUGGACUGUAGGGUGUUGGAGGCGGUGGGGAAGGCCAGUAAAGAGGGUGUUUUUCAGGACAGCAACAGUUUUUAUAGAUUCCUGAACACCGAGGAUCCUUCGUUGGAUUCGCUUGAUUCUAUUAUUUUUACAUCCGGUGAAGAGAGUUUGAUGAACGUUACGCCAUGCAGGCAGGACGUGCUGUUAUUCUCUCACAGCACACCUGUGAAACCAGACCAGGCGAUGGACCGUCUGAUGGAGAAGCUGGAUUUGACUGGACUUGUCGGUACUUCUCCUGAUGAAUGUCUGCCUCCAUCUGUGGUCAGAGAAGUGUGGCAGGAGCAGACGGUUCGGCGGUUGUCUCAGCUCAUUGAUCUCCCCCUGCUGGAGGGAGUGCUGAACUGCUCAAAGAUAGUUUCUCCGCCAUCUCGGGGCAGUAAUAAUGAGCCUGACCUGCUCUACACCAGCAACUACCUCGACCGAGAGGUCCUCAAGGCCUUCAGAGGAUCACAAGAUGAUGUUUGGCUGUCGGCAGCCAUCGAUCUGCUGGAUUUCCUCCCGGAUCAUCUUGUUGUGGAAGUGAGCAGAGAGCUGCCCUCCUUCUCCUGCGAGGAGGAUGAUGACGAUGUUGAAGGCCAGAGCUUGUGUGAAUGUAAACUACUGCUGUUUCACGUACUGGACAAACACUACGGACACAUGGAGCGUAAGCCGCUUCUCUCUGACAGCAUGGCAGACGUCUAUACGGAGAUCAUGGAGCUCCUGGUGAACGGGAGGUUUGAACGCGCUCUGGAAGUCCUUCAGCUGACAUUGAAGCUUUUGUCGGCAUCUGCACGCGAGGAGCUGCGCAGACUGCUGGAGUUCAUGGCAGUAGCUGCGGAUGCUGUAAAUGUUCGGCUGCACAAAGAAACUGAAAAUCGGAUGUUUGUGAAGAAAACGUUCACCAGAGCCGUGAUCCAGAGCAAGAGUUGGACGAAAGGAAAUGUUGACCUGCUGGUGCUCUUCAUGCUCGACAACCAUCAGGAGAUCUUCAAGAUUCCAGGGUCUCUUCACAAACUGGUCAGUGAGAAACUGGAUGACAUUGUAAAACGCAGAGAUUCUUCUGCUACUGGCAUCCCAUUUUGUCAGCAAGUGCCGAGAGAUGUGUACACGGAGACCAUGAAGGACUCGACCAAGAAUGAGCUGUACCUCCUCCUGAAAAACAUUGAUGAAAACACCAAAUAUUCCCUGAAAGAGAAGAAGCGACUCCUGGGCCAGUUUUAUAAAGGACAUCCUGACAUCUUCAUGCAGUACUUUGGGUCUAGACUGAGCACUCUAAACCUUCUAGAAGUUUGAAUUCACGUUGUCAUUUAAAUGCUUUUUGUGCGUGUGUGUGAAAAUAAAUCAAAUAAAUAUA
Danio aesculapii is the source of this 1665-nucleotide messenger RNA. RefSeq names its product DEP domain containing 7, paralog b (gene depdc7b). NCBI's taxonomy places the organism in Eukaryota, Metazoa, Chordata, Actinopteri, Cypriniformes, Danionidae. The record is from RefSeq and is a predicted model, not a curated record. Gene Ontology annotation, biological process: intracellular signal transduction. The transcript is spliced from 8 exons. Bases 99 to 1604 code for a protein of 501 amino acids.